CGCAGCUGUUUGUUAUGUUUUGCGAGGCGCUGGAGGACGGAAGGAGGGCCGGUUUGUUUUUGUCUUGCGAGCGAAACGCGCUUGGGGAGGGGGGUGUGGAAUUUUAAAUAGUAAUACAUAAAUAAAUAAAUAAAUAAAUAAUACCGAUACACAAUCUAUUGACACAAAUACAAUUAACGGGCAGCAAAAAAAAAAAAAAGGAAUUCCUUCACGCAAACGCGCGUACGACAGCAAGGAGGAGCCGCCGCCAGCGUCGUCGUCGUCGUCGUUGUUGUUGUUGUUGUUGUUGUAGUUGUUGUUGUCUUCUCAAUUCCCGCAAACCCACACAAACAAAACAGCCAUGACGAUCCUUCCCAAGAAGAAGCCGAGCUCCGCUGUCGGCGUGUCGGACCACCCGGACGAGGCUGACCGCCGCAGCGGCUCGGAUCCUCACUCCCACCAGCACCAGCACGGAGGCCGAGCCGGGGCCAGGCCUAGGGCCUCUCCGCCCCGCUGGAGCUACCAAGCCGCGCCUCAGUCGUCCAGGGAGGACCGGCGAGGCGAAUGCAGCUCCCGGCCGCAGCAGGCCUCCCCUCCGCCCGUGGGUUCUGGCUCGCCCGCUGGGCCCGGGGACGUCAGCGGGGGCGGCGGGGGGGGCGGAGGGGGCGGCGGUGUUCCGUGCGGCGUCGGCGGGCGAGUGGAGCUCGGAGGCGGCGGAGGGGUUGGGGUCGGCGCGGGGAUUGGUAGCUGCUGUUCGGGACCGGGGCUUAGUAAGAGGCGGCGGCAGGCGGCCUGUGCUGGCGGAGUGGCCGGUGGAGGAGUGGUUGGAGUGGCCGGCGGGGGAGGAUCGAGUCCGGACCCCGAGGAAGGGGCUGGCUACAACAGCGAGGACGAGUACGAGAACGCGUCCAGGUUACAGUCGAUGGACCCGGCUACAGUCGAGCAGCAGGAGCACUGGUUCGAGAAAACGCUGGGAGAAAAGAAAGGAUAUGUCAUUAAAAAAAUGAAAGAAGAUGGGGCUUGCCUCUUCAGAGCAGUCGCUGACCAAGUAUAUGGGGACCAGGAUAUGCACGAUGUGGUCCGGAAACACUGCAUGGAUUAUUUGAUGAAAAAUGCAGACUACUUCUCUAAUUACGUGACAGAAGAUUUCACUACAUACAUCAACAGAAAGAGGAAAAGCAACUGUCACGGGAACCACAUAGAGAUGCAGGCCAUGGCUGAGAUGUACAACAGACCUGUGGAAGUGUACCAGCACGGCACAGAACCAAUCAACACAUUUCACGGCAUCCAUCAGAACAACGACGAGCCGAUCCGCGUCAGCUACCAUCGCAACAUCCACUACAACUCUGUGGUGAACCCCAACAAAGCCACCAUCGGGGUGGGGUUGGGGCUGCCUGGCACCAAACCUGGGGGGAGCACUCAGUACGCAGACCAGUCGCUCAUGAAGAACGCAAUCAAGACCUCGGAGGAGUCGUGGAUCGAGCAGCAGAUGCUGGAGGACAAAAAGAGAGCCACGGACUGGGAGGCCACCAACGAGGCCAUCGAGGAGCAGGUGGCCCGGGAGUCUUACCUGCAGUGGCUGCGGGACCAGGAGAAGCAGGCCAGACAGCCUCGAAAGGCGACCGCCACUUGCAGUUCAGCCACAGCUGCGGCCUCAAGCGGAUUGGAGGAAUGGAGCGGGCGGUCCCCUAGACAGCGGAGCUCCGCCCCCUCCCCAGAACACCCAGAGCCUCACCCCGACACCGUGGGGAAGCCCCCCUCUCCAGCAGGGGCCGCCCUCCUCGCACCCAAACCCCCCUCGCCAUGCGCUGCAGGUCUGGCGGACUGGGAGGAUGACGAGAUCAUGGCUUCGGUCCUUGCUGCGUCUCAACAGGAGUACCUCGACAGCAUGAAGAAGAACGCGACACACAGAGAACCUUCGCCGGAGAACAGCUGAUACCCUGAA
Molecule: messenger RNA, 1924 nt
Organism: Polyodon spathula (Mississippi paddlefish)
Lineage: Eukaryota; Metazoa; Chordata; Actinopteri; Acipenseriformes; Polyodontidae
Product: OTU domain-containing protein 5-A-like
Exons: 8
Coding region: 341-1915 (524 amino acids)
Biological process (GO): protein deubiquitination
Molecular function (GO): K63-linked deubiquitinase activity; cysteine-type deubiquitinase activity
Source: RefSeq, a predicted model, not a curated record